Penicillium maclennaniae is the source of this 1077-nucleotide messenger RNA. RefSeq lists its product as uncharacterized. The coding region runs from base 1 to 1077 and encodes 358 amino acids. The record is from RefSeq and is a predicted model, not a curated record. The transcript has 4 exons. Lineage: Eukaryota; Fungi; Ascomycota; Eurotiomycetes; Eurotiales; Aspergillaceae.
AUGCCACGUUCCGUUCAACACUGGCCGGGGGGAAUUCCCGGUUCCGUCAAACCACACCCAGAAACGGAUUUAACUUUGGACCAGAUCAAGGAGGAAGUUAAGGGCUGGCUGCUCUUUGUACAGGAAAAUUGGGUUCCUGCAGCUAACACUGGUGCUUCCAACGACGGAGAAUAUGAGCUGCAUCAAAGGCGGCUCCUUAUUGAAAAAUGGGCAUCGGCCACACAGGAACUUCGUGAUUCAUACCAAUCGCGUGCGCCUAUGCCUGAAGGUCUCCAGUAUCCAACCGAAGCAUUGGCACAUAUCUACGAUACUCUUCAGCCAGGCGAUACUAACGGCCUAAUUUCUAUCGCCCCUGUCGACGAGGCCUAUGCUACCAAUCGGGCGCGAUGGGUUAAAUUCGCUAUACUGUUAUAUAACUAUGAUUUCGACACUGGGCACUGUCUCGAUAAUUGUAUACCCUCAGAGGCUAUCUUGAACCCAGAAACUACCACUAAUCCUUCGAUAGAGGAUUUUCUAUCCUGGCAGGAUUUGGAGACCGCAAACUUCAAUGUUUAUCUCACACGUACUGGUACCGUACUCAACUAUGGGUAUACAGGCCCAUAUAUACUAGUUGAUGAAGAGGGUCUGAGAACUGGUCGUUUGACAAUGGUCGAGUAUGAAAUAAAUGGGACUGUGAAGGAUUCUCUUCACAUCCGCCCGUUUAAUAUGCGAAUGCCAUACAUAUACGCUUCGACGCUUGGGAAGGGCCUGGAUGAGAUCCGUCAUGUUCCGGGUGGCUAUACACACCAAAAUCUGCCACUUAACAUGGACCUACCGAUCAUCGAUAUUCUCUGUCAAGCUAAAGCUGCUGACCAACUACCACAGACGAUGAACCUGUCUUACCGAGAGCAAUGGAUGGAGGACGUCGAGCUUUAUGCUCCGGGCUAUCUGGCCCUCGAGGCAGAAGGGCGUGCGGGAGAGUAUUCCCUACACCGUCUCACUAGACCAGACUCCGUCGGGACAACCAAAAAACAGAUUUGGAACAGGCUGCGGGCCGACCCGAAUCUCUUUGCCCCCAAUUUCCAAUUCCUAGGCUAG